Molecule: messenger RNA, 765 nt
Organism: Capronia coronata CBS 617.96
Lineage: Eukaryota; Fungi; Ascomycota; Eurotiomycetes; Chaetothyriales; Herpotrichiellaceae
Exons: 2
Coding region: 1-765 (254 amino acids)
Molecular function (GO): oxidoreductase activity
Source: RefSeq, a predicted model, not a curated record
AUGUCUCAGCAGUAUCUCAAGGGCAAGACGGCGAUCGUGACCGGUGCCGGAAAGUUGAACGGUAUAGGUGCAGCAACGGCCAUUGCGCUCGCCGAACAGGGCGCCAAUGUUUUGAUCCAAUACAACAGCUCAGCAGCCGCGGCAGAGGAGGUCGUGUGUAGGCUCAACAGUCUUGGUGUUCAUGCUGUUGCUGCCCAAGCCAACGCUGCUGCGGAGGACUUUGGGAAGGUCCUGGUGGAUGCUGCCUUGAAAACAUUCAACACCGACACCAUCGACAUCAUUGUCAACAAUGCCGGAACCGCGACUGUUCAACCGGAAGGCAUUGCCUCUGCCGCUUUCGAGGAUUGGGAUAAUGUCUUCCACGUCAACGUUCGCGCACCGUACAUGCUCAUUCAAGCUGCCCUUCCAUACAUGAAGGCGGGCGGACGCAUCGUCAACAUUUCUAGCAUCAUCGCCCGCCUCGGUUCCAAGAUGCUGCUUGUGUACGGCGCUUCCAAGGGAGCAUUGAACUCCCUGACUGUGGCCAUGUCCGAAGAACUGGGGCCCAAGGGAAUCACCAUCAACGUCGUAGCGCCGGGACCGAUCUCCACCGACCUGAGCAUGCAAGGGUCGCCCAUUGCAACCAGGCUGAGCAACAAUCAGGCUAUCAAGAGAGAAGGAACACCCAGAGAGGUUGCCGAGACUGUUUUGUUCAUGGCAAGUCCUGGCAGCAGCUACAUCACCGGUCAGGUCAUUGGUGUGGAUGGUGGCAUCGGGUUCCCUUGA